AGCGGAGAAAUAUCUCAAGGAAGUGAGUCUGCGACAGAAUGAUGCUGGCCUUCGCUCGUCGUUCUGCACCUGUCACUGGUAAUAACUUGAUAUUGACCAUAUCUAUCAUAUAGGCCAGGGCCAAGAUGACUUCCCAGGUCAAAGUUCUUCUCCUAGGGUCUGGCGACUCGGGAAAAUCGACAGUUCUCAAGCAAAUGCGACUGAUUCAUCGGGUACCCUUCUCAGCAGCAGAAAUUGAGACUUAUCGUCAACUAGUGUUCAACAACCUAACGACGGGCAUGAAUUACGUGUUUGAGGCCAUGGAGGACAUGGAGCUCGAAAUUGCGGAGGAGGCCCUACCACACGUGGAACUCAUUCAGAAUGCCAGGGAUAUCCGUGAACAAGAGCCUUUUCCUAUGUCAUACUACGAGCCCUUGAGAGAUCUUUGGGCUGACAGCGGGAUCCAACAAGCGUACAGCAGAGGGAACGAGGCUGCUCUUCCUGAAAACCUGUCAUACUUUUUCUCCUCGCUGGACAGAUUAUUCGACCCAUCAUAUCAUCCAACUGAACAAGAUAUCGUCCAGUGCCGAGCUCGCACUAUCGGAAUAACCGAGACCACUUUCCAUCUUAAAGACCACGAAAUGCUUAUGGUCGACGUCGGUGGUCAGAAGAGCGAGCGGAGAAAGUGGAUUCACUGUUUCCAGGAUGUCACCAGCAUUCUAUUUCUGGUCAGUCUAAGUGGGUACGACCAAUGCCUUGUCGAGGAUCGGGAUGCGAACCAAAUGCAAGACGCUAUGACAAUAUGGGACUCAAUAUGCCAUUCGCAAUGGUUCAAGCAGACAUCGAUAAUUCUCUUCCUAAACAAGGAUGACCUCUUCCAAAAGAAGAUCUCCAACUCUGAUAUCAAAAAUUUCUUCCCGGAUUACGAAGGUGAAGCAGGGGACGCAAAAGCUGGACGAGAUUACUUCCGGCGACGUUUCACGCGGCUCGCUCACAAAGCUGGACGUUCUAAAGAACGUGAAAUCUACAUCCAAGUAGUGAUGGCCGCUGUCGAAGGUCACAUCGUUCUUCGAUCCAAUCUCCAAAUCGCGGCGCUAAUUUGAUGUUUCUUUUUUGCUCUUCAUCUUAUGA
Molecule: messenger RNA, 1110 nt
Organism: Suillus subalutaceus
Lineage: Eukaryota; Fungi; Basidiomycota; Agaricomycetes; Boletales; Suillaceae
Product: guanine nucleotide binding protein, alpha subunit
Exons: 9
Coding region: 126-1082 (318 amino acids)
Biological process (GO): G protein-coupled receptor signaling pathway
Cellular component (GO): heterotrimeric G-protein complex
Molecular function (GO): G protein-coupled receptor binding; G-protein beta/gamma-subunit complex binding; GTPase activity
Source: RefSeq, a predicted model, not a curated record